Corticium candelabrum is the source of this 1816-nucleotide messenger RNA. RefSeq names its product tyrosinase-like. The record is from RefSeq and is a predicted model, not a curated record. Gene Ontology annotation, molecular function: oxidoreductase activity. The transcript is spliced from 4 exons. The coding region runs from base 42 to 1640 and encodes 532 amino acids. NCBI's taxonomy places the organism in Eukaryota, Metazoa, Porifera, Homoscleromorpha, Homosclerophorida, Plakinidae.
UAGCGCUUAACCUGUUUACCUCAUUUUUUCCAACCAGCUGUAUGCCUUCGGUUGGAGCUCUCGUUUUUCUGUCUCUCUUGGUUUUGCUUGCUUUCUUGCUCCCUCGUGGACAAUGCCAGUUUCCCAUGGAAUGCCUUAAUGCCCAACUCAACUCAGUGCGGACGGAAUGUUGUCCACUAGAAGUACCUACAGAUAGCGCUACAAAAUGCGGCGGUUCAGGUAAAGGCGUAUGUGUUGACCUGGACAUGAAAGUUUAUAGUCAACAGUUCAACAGGAGGAAAUCCUCAGCUUGCGAACCAAACGACCCGCGUAUAGGAUGGCCAUAUUCAUUCGGUAUAAGAAGGUACUGCAAGUGUACAAAAGCAUGGGAUGGUCCUGGGUGUACAGAUUGCGCUGAAGGAUACAGAAAAAACGAAAAAGGGAACUGCGUUGCUCGAAGUGGUACUCACGCGAUUGUUCGUAGAAACGCACUAGGAAUGACCGAUGCAGAAUGGAUUACGUUCUGGAAUGUUAUCAAUCAAGCAAAAAUGACACCCAGCAACUACCUUGUUUACAAGGGAACUGCAACGACAACUGAAGAUACAAAUCCUCGACUUACCGGUACCGUUUCUUUUGUUAAGCCUGUUACAGUAUACAAUCUGAUAGUUUGGAUGCACUAUUAUGCAACGAAAGGCAAUAAGUCCAAUAAGCUCGUGCAAUGUGAUUUUGCUCAUGAGCAAUCCGGGUUUCUGACUUGGCACCGAGCCUGGCUACUUUUCGUCGAAAGAGAAUUGCGAAAAUUGAGUGCUGCGCCAGAUAACUUCGCAAUUCCUUACUGGGACUGGACUGACACGAGCACAGUGAAUCAACUUUUUAAUAAUGGUGCACAGUCGCGAAUGGGGCGGAGCUUCAUUGCUAACAACGGAGAUAAGUCUGCUAAAACCCCAGAUCCCUCCUUCAACGCAAUCGUUAACUUCAAAUCAUCCCAAUGGCAAACGGUCUGCACUGAUAACAAAGACGCUGGACCGAGGAUAGCUUCUGAGUGCGAUCCAUCUAAGCCUGAAGUAGGAUCAUAUAUUACGCGGUGUCUCGGCUGUAGGAAAGAUCUUUUGGACUCCAGAGCGCUCCCAACUGCAGCCGAACAAAACAGAACGAUAGACUGCGUAAAAUGGCUUGAUUCAGAUCCGUGGGACAAAACGUCCAAAGGAACCGACAGCUUUAGAAACUCUCUGGAAGGCUGGGUUAAUACAACUACACUUGAUAAACCAGGAAAUGCAAAGUACCACGAGUUUCACAACAGAGUUCAUAUUUACAUGGGCGGGACUAUGGCCGAUGUUUCACCUGCUCCUAAUGAUCCGAUUUUCUUGCUCCAUCACGCCAACGUCGAUCGCAUCUUUGAAAUAUGGUUGAAAAAGACUAAGAAAACCAAAUUCAUACCAGAUAGCAGCAAGAAAGUUCAUCCGGGGCAUGCCAAGAAUGAUUGGAUAGUACCAAUUAUUCCUUUUGUGACGCAUGAAGACAUCUUCAAGACAGCUUCAGCUCUCGGAUACGCAUAUGACAAUACCACGGUUCCGUCUGCGGCUAUACACCUGACUUUUCCAAGUCUGACACAAACAUUUAUCGUUGCUGUUGUCGCUGUAAUUGUUCAGUCUUUUGCUUAAACGUCGCAAGGUGAAGACAGCUGACUAAAGCUAGUCAUAGAGUUGGAGCUGAUGCUGUCAGUUAAAAUGUUUGUUUACCGCGCAUGCGCAACUGUCUGCUACUUUUAUGUUCAUGUAGUUUGUUGAGUUAAAUGUUGCUUCCUGCAAUUCUGCAAAUUCUUUUGAAUGCAAUUAUA